AUGUCUGAAUUUCAUUCACUAGCUAACCUCAUAAAACGGCUUGAGGUAGCAACGACACGUCUAGAAGACUUGGCCAUGUCUUCUUCUUCUGCUUCUGCAGUAUCUGCUACUGUUAAUACAACAACACCAAGCACCUCUUCACACACAGGUGCACAGUCCUCGGCAGAUACGAAGCAAGUUCCUGCAGUUGUCGAGAAACACGAUGCUGCUCUCUAUCCUCCUCUCGAAAAGUUUAUUACCUUGUCAUCUGAUAUUAGCGAACUUGUCGCUUCUCAAGCAGCUCUAGUGAAACAGGCAUUUGAAGCAGAGAGAGAUAUUAUCUACAUUUCUACAUUAGCACAAAAGCCUGAUAUGUCUUCUCCUAUCUUUAUGAAACUACUCGCGCCUAUUCAAAAGGCUUUAUCCGACAUUGUGAAUAUCAAGGACUCGAAUCGCGCUGACCCAAUGUUUAACCACUUGAGCGCGGUUGCUGAAGGCAUCCCUUCUUUAGGUUGGUUUACUUGUGAACCUACGCCUGUUCCUUUUAUCCGUGACAUGAAAGACUCUGCACAGUUUUACUCUAACCGUGUGUUGAAAGAAUACAAAGACAAGGAUACCAAACAUGUAGCGUGGUGCCGAGCCUAUUUAGAACUCAUCGAAAGCUUGGCAGUUUUUGUCAAGGAAAACUUUCCUACUGGCUUGAUAUGGAACGCAAAAGGUGAAUCAGCUGAAUCAUUUAUUGGAAAAUCAUUCUCUGAAGGAGCAACGACUGAACCAUCUACUGCCACGGGCCCACCUGCACCUCCCGUCGCCCCACCUCCACCUCCACCUGUGGUCUUUGAUGACGACGACAACGCUCCACCACAACCUACGGGCGCUGCUGCUGUCUUUGCCGAGAUCAACCAGGGUGCUGGUAUCACUGCCAAUCUGCGCAAAGUAGAUAAAAGCCAAAUGACGCACAAGAACCCUAGUCUGCGUGCACAAAAUGCGCCUGCCAAGAAACAGGGUCCACCUACACCCAACAAACCCGACAAGUUUAGUCUCAAGAAGGCGGCCAAGACAUCUUUAGAGGCCAACAAGUGGGUUGUCGAAAACCACGAAAACAAUCAUGAGAUCGUGAUUGAAGAGACGGCGAUCAACCAAGCUGUGUAUAUCUACAACUGUAAGAGCUCGACCAUUCGUAUCAAGGGUAAAGUCAAUGCGGUCACUGUUGAUUCUUGUACGAAAUGUGGUAUUGCUCUCGACUCAACUGUGUCGACGGUUGAUGUGGUCAACAGCAAAUCAUUUGCCCUUCAAAUAUUCAAGGUAACACCAACCAUCGCUGUUGACAAAUGUGAUAGCGGUGAGAUCUACCUGUCAAAGGACUGUUUGGGUGUAGAAAUCCUGUCUGCCAAAUCGUCUUCCUUGAACGUAUACGUCCCUGAAGAUCCGGAAUCUGAAGAUAGUGAGUUUAAAGAAAUGUUUGUGCCUGAACAAUUCAAGACAACCAUCGUUGAUGGAAAACUCGUUACUGUCACGGUUGAACAUGCAGGUUAA
Messenger RNA from Rhizopus microsporus ATCC 52813, 1515 nucleotides. RefSeq lists its product as uncharacterized. The record is from RefSeq and is a predicted model, not a curated record. The transcript is spliced from 4 exons. Gene Ontology annotation, molecular function: adenylate cyclase binding; actin binding. The coding region runs from base 1 to 1515 and encodes 504 amino acids. Gene Ontology annotation, cellular component: cytoplasm. Lineage: Eukaryota; Fungi; Mucoromycota; Mucoromycetes; Mucorales; Rhizopodaceae. Gene Ontology annotation, biological process: regulation of adenylate cyclase activity; cytoskeleton organization.